CGACUCCUAAUCCCCACGUCUUCUUCGCGUGUUUCCCAUUCAACCUGCCAACCCACACCAUCGCCGCUCCAUCAAGAACACAAUGACAGAGGUGUCGUCAACCCGCCUCUACCUGGGCAACCUGCCCCGGCAUGCUACCAAGGCCGACGUCGAGGCGCAUUUCGCCACGCACGGCACUGGCGAGAUUACGGAGAUCAAGCUUAUGAACGGUUUUGGCUUUAUCGAAUACAAAGAUGCCAUGGAUGCCAGGGAUGUUGUUCCAGCCUUCCACGGAUCCGACUUCAUGGGAGAACGCCUUACCGUCCAGUUCGCACGCGGCUCCCGCCAUCGCGAACACGGGCAUGACCGUAACAGUGCCCCCCGGCCGCGCCGCACUCCCCAUCGCAUGCAAAUCACGGGACUUCCCAAUGAUACCAGCUGGCAGGACCUGAAAGACUUUGCUCGCCAGUCCGGCGCUGACGUUGUCUACUCCGAGACCAACCGCAAUGGUGGCACCGAAGGCUUUGUGGAGUUUGAGACCGCUGCCGACCUCAGGACCGCGGUCGAGAAGCUGGACGGCCGCGAGUUCAAGAACGUUCGCGUGACCUGCAUUGCCGCCACUCAGCCUGAUUACCCUAGGGGAGACAGAGGUCGAUCACGCUCUCCGCGCCGUUAUCUGCCUCCUCCUCCCGUGGAUGACUACGACCGCCGCGGCCCGCCGCGUGGCUAUAGCCCGCGCCGGGAUGGUUAUCGCGAGCCUACAUACCGCUAUCGUUCGCCUCCGCGUCGCGGACCGCCGAUUGACGACUACCCGCGCGGCCGCUACGACGAUCCCUACCGCGGCGGACCUCGUGACUACCCUCCGCCCGAUCCGUACAUGAACGGCCGGGGCUACCACGAUCGUCGAGGCCCCCCGCCGCCCGAUUUCCCGCCGCGCGACCCGUACGCGAGAGAUCCCUACCCGCCUCCCCGGGAUUACGAGCGGCGUUACUAGGAUUUUGAAAGGAUCAUCCUUCUUUUUUUCUCCUUUUUCUUUCCAUACCUCUCAUUCCCUUUCUUUCAGAAGUGGAGAGGAGCUGUGAUGCUGUUGGUUUCCUCUUUCGUAGUCUCUAUCGGUUUCACGAUGAUCG
Molecule: messenger RNA, 1109 nt
Organism: Thermothelomyces thermophilus ATCC 42464
Lineage: Eukaryota; Fungi; Ascomycota; Sordariomycetes; Sordariales; Chaetomiaceae
Exons: 9
Coding region: 83-973 (296 amino acids)
Cellular component (GO): cytoplasm; nucleus; ribonucleoprotein complex
Molecular function (GO): mRNA binding
Source: RefSeq, a predicted model, not a curated record